Coregonus sp. 'balchen' is the source of this 12309-nucleotide messenger RNA. The record is from the annotation of a GenBank genome assembly. Lineage: Eukaryota; Metazoa; Chordata; Actinopteri; Salmoniformes; Salmonidae.
AUGUUUAUCCCUACUUUAGAGGAAGACAUGCACCAUUUUAAACCGAAUCGACACAGGCACUACACAACGAGAUGCUGUGGGUGUUGCCAUGUCAGGACGGGAACCAUAAUUCUCGGCACUUGGUACAUGGUACGUACAAAUGGUCGCCUUGCUAGAUUGUGCUAACGUUAGCUUCGUUGCGGUCAUGUUGCAGUACCCCCUCGUUGCCAUUGCACUGUCGAGAGUAGGCCAUUGCGCUAACUAGCUACCAGUAAAUUAAACCGAAGCUAGUAUUUGUCGAGAAAGUCACUUUGAUAUCUGAAUGCGUGCCCUACUUUCGCACAUAUUGCUAGGUAGCUGAUGUCAAUGAAUGUUCCUAUAUUAGCUAGCGCUAAUGUAAUCAGAUAUUUAACGUUAACAAACGUUAGUUAAUUAGCUAAGUGUCAACGUUACCGUUAGGGACUUUCAGCCAAUAGUGUGAUUGCGGCACGUAAUUCGGGGUGUCCCUGCAUAUAUAGCAGGGCUGCGAACUUUUGAAGAAAGCUUGGAGUGAGAUUUGCUAAGUGAAUUUCAUUGCCCCUUGACACAGUCCCUAGAACUGGGACUGGGAAAAUGUUACUGUUUUAAAGCAAAUGUCCUGCCAUUCUGCGUAUUUUGACAUGGUUUAGGCCUAUGACCAGGGUGGAAAAUAAAAACCACAGGUCAGGUGUAUUCAGGAUGCUUUGAAUAUUAAAUGAACACUCAAAAUUCGACGACUUUGAGUGGAUUACAUUUUAAAGUACGCUAAUAUAUUUUUUUUAAUGUAUUUUUAGGUGGUUUGACAAUUAAUUCAGACUAAUGAAAUAAGAGAGGGAGACAGGCAAAUGCUAGAACAUUUUGGAGCCGGGAUCGAUCCCUGUUCUCAGGUUGAAAGUUGUGUGCAACACAUGCUGGGGAGUGUUACCACUACACCAAGUCUGCACAGGAAUUUUCUAUAUUAAUGGUUGAGGGUAACCAAAUCAUAGAUUGCAGUGUCCUUGUCCAUAGACUGCUUUCAAGGUAAGGACACAAACAUUUUGUUAUUCGGGUGAACUAGCUAUCUCUUUAAAAUAGGGCUGGAAGAAAAUCCUGCUUGCUCUCCAGAAAGUUGGCCACCCCUGAUCUAUGUCUCCCAAGUGCAGGGUGUUUGAAAAUGUUAUUGUUAUAACAAUUAAUUUCUCAAUCAUCAACCUAAAAUAAAAAUCUAAUGAAUAUCCAUAUUCAGGUGGUUUAUUCCUACUAGUUGAAGAUCCCUGCCUUCAUCAUACUCUACAUAGACACGAUAUGAUGCGUUUAUGAGGUGAGUCCCCCUACCAUCUCUGCCUAGCAUGUGCACAAUACUAAAAUAUCAAAUUAUAUUUGAUUCCUGGAGCAUUUAAUAUCCGUUUGCUUGUUUGUAUGACUCAUUAAAAACUGUCCAUCAAUGGCUGCAAUAAUACAUAGCCUCAUAUCAUUCAUUUUCAAAGACACAAUAUGCAUAUAUAUUUCAAAUGUGUGAUUACACUACACUGGCAACAUUGGGAAGAAGUGGAACAAUAAAGUACGUUUGGGGAAUAACAGUAGUGUUCUUGCUGACAAGCACAGUAAUUACCCUAUAUUUUAGGCCAUUGUUAAGAAUGACAAUUGUUCCACUGAUCAGACUAAAUAAAGUAAAUAGAUAAUAAAAUCUCCUGAAGACAAGACUACAUAAAUCUGCCCCUACACCCUAAUCAAAUUAUUUUACUUUACAAUCAAACAUACACUUUUGGGUUCACAAUCUUUGACAAAAUGUAUUUUCAUAGUUACAAAUCAGGUCACCCUACCAAACUUCCCUGCUAAAACAUACUGUAGGUCUGUCUGCUGCCUUUUCAUUGUCUCAGCCUAAAUGCCAAUCACCAAACGAGGGAACUAAUGCAAGUGUGGGUUAAAUUGACUUUAGUACAUGCUGUCAAAAGGCUCCAUUCUGCAAUAGAUUUAAUGGACGGGAGUAACAGCAACCUAAUUCUGUUGACAACAUUUUACAUAAAACAGCACUACCAUGCUGCUCAUUUUACAGUUUUAUAAACUCAGUGGAGAACGUUCUCUCCAUCCAGCUCCACUCUAAUCUUGAGUUGCGUUUCUUUAAAACAUUCGUCCAAUCCCCUUGAUCCUUCACAUAUCUAGACCAAUCAUAUGCUUCAAUGUGCUGCGGUUCACAGUGCUGUGGCAAGACGGGACAAUGAUCGAGGUUCCACUCAUGAUGUUAACUUGUAGGCGCAGGUGCUCUGAUUUCAAAACGAUUUGGAGCACAGUUAACGCGCUAAUGUACUAAUUUAGAAAAAUAAAAGCAGUAAUUUUCAAUGUGCGAGAUAUGAGCUGUGGCGUGAGAAGAGGGUCAAAUGUGUGUGUCUCACAGCCAAUGUGUGAGAAUUGGCAGCUCUGAUGUAGGCAUCUGCAGGAACACCCCUUCUCCUUUCAGCUCCCUCCCAUGGACAUCUGUCAUGUCUGGUGAGUACCCAGGCCAUGGAAGAACUGGGACAUUUUCAGCUUCCAGGAAUUGUGUACAGAUCCUUGUGACAUGGGGCCGUGCAUUAUCAUGCUGAAAAAUGAGGUGAUGGCGGCGGAUGAAUGGCACAACAAUGGGCCUCAGGAUCUCGUCACGGUAUCUCAGUGCAUUCAUAAUUGCCGUUGAUAAAAUGCAAUUGUGUUCGUUGUCCGUAGCUUAUGCCUGCCCAUACCAUAACCAAUGUUCCCUCAAAAUUGUUUUUGUCACUGAGCAAAUUUCAGGUCUGCUGAGCAAAAACUUGAACAUUGUGAAGAUGCUGUGCAACUUCCGGUGUGUGUUUACUGUGAACACUGAGGUUGUACCCACUUUAAGUUAGUUUUAACAGUGGUCAAGUAGGCUACUGUGGCUAUUUGGUCAUAAUGUAGGCAUACCAGAGUGGCCUACCAUCAAAAACAAUGGAAAAAAUGCAUCCCAUAACAUUUUAACGGAAAUAGCUGUUCUAUCGUUAAGCCUACAGUAGCAGCCAAUGUGUGGUGUUCAAUGUAGGCAUACAUUCCAUGAGACCUUUGGGGAAAAAAACAUGCAGGGCUUGACAUUAACCUGUUUAUCCACUUCAGACAAGGUGACUAAAAAUGUUGUUCUUUGAUGCAAGAAAAUGCAUCAUUUUCCCCAUACCAUUAUUACAGCAAAUCAGACAAAUUAUGCUACCCUCUGCCUAUUGGCUACUUAGCUUAUUCAAGCCUGUCUCAAAAUACAACACCCCCCUCUUUAAGACAAAAAAAGCUCUUUACCUGACUCUUUUCAAAGAUGUAUAGAAAUGCACACGUUUUGUGCUCUUGUAGGAAGCAAUCACUCCCCCAUUGCUGACUACAAAUUAUCUAAUAACUCAGUAACUAGCAAAGGAUAUGAACAAAUGUGCACACGUCGCUACAUGUAGCUGUCGCUUUGAUCUCAAAACAAGUGCAUCUAGUCACGACCGCUCAUGCUGUAAAAACAGUCCAGUUCAAAGUGAAUGGCACAGAUCCAUAUAUGGCAUUGGUCUAUGCAUAUAGGCAGACUGCAGCUCUGAUUGGUUAUGGCUCACCGGUCUGUGUAGAGUAUGGGCCUGAGUCGUGCCUGUUAAUGCAAUAAAAUCCUACUCCGAUGCAUUCUGCCUACAACAAUCUCUUGCUUAGUUAGUUUUGCAUACUAAUUCUUGUAUAGUUCAUUUUAGUUUCGGUAUGUAGCAUUGAAAGUGGCUAAUAUUGUGUUGAUUCGAUCACAAUUCCCACAGUAAAUGGAAACGUUGAUAGUGUUAGCUAACGGGGAAAACUCUAGAAAGUUGAGUGACGUUCAAUCUCAUGCUUCUCUGCGCGGGCUGAUGUUUCUUCUGCCCGGCAGUCCCGGGGAAUAGGCCGGGAACAUUGACCAUAUCCCUACUGCCACCAUGGGGCACUCUGUUCACAACGUUGACAUCAGCAAACCGCUCACCCACACUACACCAUACACGCUGUCUGCCAUCUACCCGGUACAGUUGAAACCGGGAUUCAUCCAUGAAGAGCACACUUCUCCAGCGUGCCAGUGGUCAUCGAAGGUGAGCAUUUUCCCACUGAAGUCGGUUACAACGCCAAACUGCAGUCAGGUCAAGACUCUGGUGAGGGCGACGAACACGCAGAGGUGCUUCCCUGACAGUUUGUGCAGAAAUUCUUUGGUUGUGCAAAACCACAGUUUCAUCAGGUGGCUGUCUCAGACGAUCCUGCAGGUGAAGAGGCCAGUUGGAAGUACUGCCAAAUUCUCUAAAACGACGGAGGUGGCUUAUGGUAGAGAAAUGAACAUUCAAUUCUCUGCUGUUGCUAGGAUAGUCUUCAAUAAGUUUUCACUUUCUCUGUCUUUCUGUGUGUCUGUUUUUAAUACUUGAUUUAUUAUGAGAAGUGAGAACUACAGAGGGACCGUAACAACAAGUGUAUAAGAUCUCUGAAUGUUGUUUUUUUUUUGCACAGUGACGAUUGGUAACAGUUCAUGAUUUCACGUCCAACAGUUGACAAGUGUAAAAAGACACAUUUGAUCCAUUUUACAUUUUAGUCAUUUAGCAGACGCUCUUAUCCAGAGCGACUUACAGUUAAUCGAACCCACAACCCUGGCGUUGCAAACGCCAUGCUCUACCAACUGAGCUACAUCCCUGCCGGCCAUUCCCUCCCCUACCCUGGACAACGCUGGGCCAAUUGUGCGCCACCCCAUGGGUCUCCCGGUUGCGGCCGGCUACGACAGAGCCUGGAUUCGAACUAGGAUCUCUAGUGACACAGCUAGCACUGCGAUGCAGUGCCUUAGACCACUGCGCCACUGAUCCAUCUGUCGUUUACAACGAUUGUUGGCAAAACCUCUGGAUACAUUGACGACAGAGGCUUUUAUCACAAGUCUAACCAUUAAAUAUAUUAUGCAACAUGUGAGAGGGAUUUAAUAUUUUAAAUAUGACAUACACUUUGACUGGGAAGGGAAGCCCAUUAAACAGAUUAGGGGAAAAGGACUCCUGGCAACCAUACAAACCACUUGGUAAUAACUAUUUGGUAACUAUUGUUUAAGCUAAUCCUAAUGAGAGCGCCUUGGUUUGUUCAAAUAAAAUGAAGUGUAAUUUGCUGCUUAUCUGUGUGUCGCUUAUGUCUGCGGAAACAGAAACCCAGUAUAUCACAAAAUAUUGAUGUUCUAAUCUAUCACAGACUUUAUCCUAGCCUGGUUUCAGAUCUGUUUGUAAUGUUUUGACAACUCCUAUGGUCAUUGUCACUCACGCAAAAUUAUAGGAGUUGGCAAACCAGCACAAACAGAUCUAGGACCAGGCUAUGCGUUCAAGGACAUACUGUAACAAUGCCUCUCUAUUCCCCCCCCAGGUGGUGAACCUGUUGAUGGGCAUCCUGCUGACUGUGGCUGUGACCCACCCAGAGAACGUGCCCACUGUGGACCUGCAGUAUGAGGUUAUCCAGCACUACUUUAGCCACACCCUCCAAGGGGAGGGGAAUGCCUUAAAGGGUUAGUUCAUCUUAUCUUCAUGUUUGGGUCAAGUUGUCCACGUAGGCCAGUAGUGACAGCAUCCACGAUAAUCUGUGUUUAUCUUCCCUACAGGCAGUAGCUGGCAUGAUUUAGCAUCGUCUCCUGAUUUUUGGUAUUUGUUAACCCCCCCCCCCCCCCCCCCCCCGACAUUAGCAAAGCUGCACUACUUUUUCUAGACUGGUACCUCCUAUCUGUCAUACACACAAAUCCUCUUCUCAUCCAGAAUUGAUAACUUUCUCCAAAUGCCUGCUUCUCUAACCUUUCAGCCCAAUACUGACUGAUUUCGCUAGAGCUCUUAUUUUGUCGCAGGCCCAAAGCCUGUAAAAGCAGGAUUGUAAUACAUAACCUGCUGGGCUGUGCUCUCUGUGGCUGGCUGUUGUUUAGUUGGCUCGGUGCAGACUCCUCAUUUCCCAGAAACUGUGACUCAGAGAGAGCUGAAGGGGCUUGGCUCUUGUGGGCAGCGACUGAACCACCCCCACAAUACACACACACACACACACACACACACACACACAAACAAACAGAAGGACUGUGCCAAAAGACGGGGGGUGCUGUGCGCCCUACGUAAAUCCUAGCUGUGAUACAACUUCAGCAUUCAGGGGACUGAUUCGACUAGUAUCAAAGCCUGGCACUGCUGUGGCUUCAUCGGUGCCAUUUCUAGUUACUCUUCCCACUUGGUUACCGUGUUUAAGAAGGAGGUUGCGAGCCAGAGUUUGGCGUCUACACAGCCGACUUCGGACCAACAAUUGUAUGACAUCGCCCCAGGGUAGUGGUACGACUCCCCGGUAGGACACUUUCAAUGCUGUCCAUCCUUUUCUAUGACUCCCACCUACGGUCUAAAUAAAGGAUAUUGUUUACAGACAAAGCAUGAGGGACUGAACCGCCGUGACCUGUAGUCUGAGAUUUUGUUUAUCAAAGUACAAGGUGUGGAAAAAGAGGGCCCUGUUCGAAGACUUGAGAAAUGCAUCCUUCCUUUCUUGGUUCCUUGAGGUAAGCACAGAUCUGUAAGUGAUUGGAUCGGUAUUAAACAACAUUACCACCCUAUUACUUUCACCAAUCCAACCAUUUCAUAUCUGUGAUUACCUCAAGGUAUCCUGCCUUCCUUUCUGAAGUCUUCUAACAGAGCCGAGAACAGAUGGAGACGCCCCAAAUAAGAGACCUUCCACACCAAUACUCUCCUACCAUUACAUCCAAAAAAUUGAAAAAGUUCUGUAUUUGACUACCAUUUCCGUCUGUUCUUUUCCACUGAUAUCUUUCACUGUAAUAUCAGAUAUUUCACAUGCGCAUAGAAAGGUACACAGUUAUCCUGUUGGUGUUGGCAGAUGCUCCGGUCCAGAAUGCCUGCCAGAGGCUGAAUGUAUAGCCUGGCCUCAGACAGGUACGGGACGUAACGCUGAACUCUACUGUUAUGGAUUGGGCUGCAGAUUGCAUCAGUGACGACCCUUCUGAACACACACACUAUGCACAGCUUCAGAACAACUGAAUUUGGGCGCUCCGCAUGAAACGCAUACGCCUCUUCUCAUUCACUCACAGUCACACUCACAAUGCCCUACUAUUAAGGAAUGGCUUGCAGAUUGCAUCAGUUACUGUUAAGACAAUCGGAUGCGUUACACUUUGAAGAGAUACUGCUUCCUGCACAGCUUUAGAGUGACUAUCUGAAUAAUAGUCUGGGAGCCUUGGAGUGAACCACACAUGUCUCUCCUCACUCACUUAGUCCCCAGCACGAGGCUGUGAGCUGUCAGAAGCACUUGACCGACGCAGCAGAUGGCAGGCCUUUUAAUUAGCCUAGCGUAGCCUGUGUUGUGUGUUGUUGUCUUCACUGAUGCUACUGAGUGCCUGAGCAGGAGAAGCUAAGGGCUCCCCAGAGCAAGCUAACGCUAAAAGAGAGCGAGAGCGAGUUAGUAGGCAAUGCAUCCCUGGAGACUCUUCAGUUACACACAAAUCAAUUGGGCCUCUCAGUAGUAGAGCUCUCACUCCGACAGUUGCAUGAAUGCUCUCUGUGUGGCCCCACCAUGGGAUGCAACUGACCCAGACCAGGCGGCCAUGGUGGCUCACAAGGAUAGGUGCACAAUACCACUAUAUUCAAUUGUUAGUUAUAGAUAAUUCAACGUUUGGGCUAAUAUUUUUUUGAUUUAGGAGAUUUUUUUCUCUCCCGACGCCUUUGACUGACAUUAAUUUCAAGACAUACUACAAGUUGAGUUUGUAGUUGAAUACACAAGUAUUUGACCCUAAUGAAUGAACUCUCGGUCUGUUAAUCUCUCUCUGACACUCUCUGUGCUUCUAGAGAAUGCCUGUGUGGGAUUCGUCAUCUCUCUGCUGAUGCUCUCUAUCAGCGCCAUGAUGGUCUAUGGAGCCAUUACUGUAAGUUUCUAUCUGUGUGUGUGUUUGUCAAUCAAAUGUAUUUUAUAAAGCCCUUUUUACAUCAGCAGUUGUCAAAGUGCUUUACAGAUACCCAGCCUAAAACCCCCACUGAGCAAGCAAUGUGGAUGUAGAGACAAGGAAUCUAGGAAGAAACCUAGAGAGGAACCAGGCACUGAGGGGUGGCCAGUCCUCUUCUGGCUGUGCCGGGUGGAGAUUAAGAGUACCUGGUCAUUUAGGCCAGAUCGUUCUUCAAGACGUUCAAAGAUUUGUGUGUGUCUGUGUCCGCAUGUCUUCAUCCACAUCCUGUCCACAAUGGAAUUUACGACAAAAUAAAAAAAUUGCGAGUCACUCCUCAACAUAUUUGCUCAGGGGCGGGAAAAUAACCCCUGCAUUCUCUCACUAGUGUCUUGGUUUGUGAUGCAAAUAUGUGCUCCGAAAUACACAUGUAUGAAAAGCCUUGCUUCCUGCUUUCUAAUAAUAGACCUUUUGGUCGCAGCUAUUCUAAACCCUGCAUACAAAUUUAAGUUGUGUGACAGCGGGGACGAUGACAAUUACCCCUGGAGGAGUGGGUAAAAUAGAACAUUGAAAAUAUAUUGUUGUCAUUGAGCUUCAACCAUGGCCAUGUUCAUUACGAAGGAAAGCGGACUGAAACGGGGAGGGACUACCUGGAGUAAUAAUAAACACUCAUUUUGAGUUUUGUGUUGCAAAAUGUUUUAAAACGUUAUCUGAUAUGUGCCCUAAUGAACACAACUCCGAUGGCAAGUCCUUUGUCACUUCCUGGUGUCUGAAAGGACAUUGACCAAUAAGAGUCACUGCAUGCAGACUCCUUGCUUGUGCAUUCAACUAGUCCCACCAGGGCAAGCGGAAAGUUGUUCUAACGUUAUCAUCUUUACCUCACCAGGCCUGCCUGAUGGGUAUCCACACUGACAGGUUUGACGGCUAUGUGACGUGGACCCAAAUAGAUCUGCUACUUUAAAUGGCGACUCACAGCUAACGCAUGACGCCUUGUCAAGGUUUUGGUUGGUCUUUGUGUGAGCGACGAGCGUUAUGCCUUAGCUGUGAGUACAGGCUCUUAGGUUACCCUUGUAGAUGCCCUGUAUUCAGUGUUUGUCAGAGUAGUUCCAUUGCUGGCUGUAGCCUCCCUUGCUAAAUACCCAGUCAUGAUGACCUAAGAACAGAUGUACAUAGAUUGAUUCACUGCCUGUGAAGUUUGACAUCCUCAACCUUGCUAAGAACCCAAAAUGUAGAUCAGAUUUUUGCUAGUGGAUAUGCUUCUUGCUUGACAAACCCCCUGACAAACUCUCUUGUGAAAUGGCCAUCAUUUUACAUGUAUGGUCAAUUAUGUAUUUUGUGUUUACCCUUCCACUCCACGUAGCAUCGUGACGGCUGGCUCAUCCCGUUCUUCUGCUACCAGCUCUUUGACUUUGCUCUGAGUUGUCUGGUGGCCAUCAGCUCCCUCACCUACCUGCCCCGGAUCAAGGACUACAUGACAGACCUGGUGAGUCAGUCCAGUCCACCACCCAGGCCUGUCGGGCCAGUCCACCACCCAGGCCUGUCGGGCCAGUCCACCACCCAGGCCUGUCGGGCCAGUCCACCACCCAGGCCUGUCGGGCCAGUCCACCAUCACCACCCAGGCCUGUCGGCUUACUUAAAUAAACAUCCAGAUAUAGCUCUUAAUUUUCUAGUUAAAGCACAAUUAAAUCAAUUAUAUAAACCAAAAAUCUAAACGCAACAAGUAAAGUGUUGGUCCCAUGUUUCAUGAGCUGAAAUAAAAGAUCCCAGAAAUGUUCCAUACGCACAAAAAGCUUAUUUCUCUCAAAUUGUGUGCACAAAUGUAUUUAUAUCCCUGUUAGUGAGCAUUUCUCCUUUGCCAAGAUAAUCCAUCCACCUGACAGGUGUGGCAUAUCAAGAAGCUGAUUAAACAGCAUGAUCAUUACACAAGUGUACCUUGUGCUGGGGACAAUAAAAGCCCACUCUAAAAUGUGCAGUUUUGUCACAACACAAUACCACGUCUCAAGUUUUUAGGGAGCGUGCAAUUGGUAUACUGACUGCAGGAAUGUCCACCAGAGCUGUUGCCAGAGAAUUGAAUGUUCAUUUCUCUACCAUAAACUACUUCCAACGUCGUUUUAGAGAAUUUGGCAGUACGUCCAACCGGCCUCACAACCGCAGACCACGUGUAACCAUGCCAGCCCAGGACCUCCACAUCUUGCUUCUUCACCUGCGGGAUCGUCUGAGGGGGCGCUGAGGAUUAUUUCUGUCUGUCGGGCCUAUGCCCUCCCAGGACCACCCAUGGCUGUGCCCUUGCCCAGUCAUGUGAAAUCAAUAGAUUUUGGCCUAAUUUAUUUAUUUCAAUUGACUGAUUUCCUUAUAAGAACUGUAGCUCAGUAAAAUAUUUGAAAUUGUUGCAUUUUAUAUUUUUGUUCAAUAUAGUUUAUAUUCAGAGUAAACAAAGUAAUUUCAGAAUGCUUAGGAAAGUUAGCUGGCAAACUCAUUGGACCCCCCAGAAGCUUAACAAUAUGUUCUCACUACCGUUGUCGCCUGGCCUGUGUCCACUGUCUGUACAUUAGACCUGCCGCCAUUACAUCAGCUGGAUUUGACAUCUGAAUGAGAAAUGAAAAAGCACUGGGAUGUUCAAUGGAACUGAAGCUGAAGCUAAAGAUGAACUGUAGGCCCAUAUUUUAGUACUGUCCCUGGUUUUAUGGGGGUGUUUAGUUUUUGUACGUGCUGAAUGUGUCUCCCCUCGCCUCUCAGCCGGACUUCCCCUACAAGGACAACCUGCUCUCCAUGGACUCCAGCUGCCUGCUGCUCUUCGUCCUCGUGUUCUUCACCUUCCUCAUCAUCAUGAAGGUGUGUGUUUCUGGGAAAUAGGCUGUGAUUUGAAUACUAAACUUAUUUUUUCCCCCAUCCAGAUUCCCAAGAAUAUGCAAUCUAUUUGAUUUACUGCACUUGUUAAUGUUCAUUGUGAGAUUUGAUCUGAUUUCCCAAUCCAUGGCUGUACUUUAGUAGACUAAUGAUAGACCUUGACUGACUUGACCAUCAGUAGAUGGGUGAUAAACCUUCAGGAGCUGAAUCAGUGGUGUUGGAGCUGGGCUAGAACAAAAGCCUGCUCACUGUGGUUCUCUAGGACCAGGAUUGAGCAUCACUGGCUCAGGUAGAAAGACUAAACAUUUUGGCCAUUCCACCCCCCCAGGCUUACCUGAUCAACAGUGUGUGGAACUGCUACAAGUACAUCAACAACAGGAACGUGCAGGAGAGCGCCGUCUACCCUGCCUUCACGGCCCCUCCCCAGGUAUGUGUCUGAAAAGCACCCUCUCCGGGUCCCAAAUUAAUUGUCAAUGGCACACAUAAUCAAACCUAUGAAGUAUACUGAGGCAUAACCAGUAGAGGGCAUACCUUUCACAUCUUUAGUCAAUUCAAGGAAGCACAGUGGUUUCAAGUGUACAGUGCAUUUGGAAGUAUUUCCACAUUUUGUACGUUAUAGCCUUAUUUUCAAAUGGGUUCAAUUGUUUUUCCCCCCUCAUCAAUCUACACACAAUACCCCAUAAUGACAAUGCAAAAACACGUUAAAUUUUGUUUGUGCAAAUAUAUUAAGAAAAAAACUCACGUUUAGAUAAGUAUUCAGAUCCUUUUACUCAGUACUUUGUUGAACCACCUUUGGCAGCGAUUACAGCCUUGCGUCUUCUUGGGUAUGAUGCUACAAGCUUGGCACACCUGUAUUUGGGGAGUUUCUCCCAUUCUUCUCUGCAGAUCCUCUCAAGCUCUGUCAGGUUGGAUGGGGAGCAUCGCUGCACAGCUAUUUUCAGGUCUCUUCGAUCGGUUUCAAGUCCGAGCUCUGGCUGGGCCACUCAAGGACAUUCAAAGACUUGUCGUUGUCCUGUUGGAAGGUGAACCUUCGCCUCAGGCUGAGGUCCUGAGCGCUCUGGAGCAGGUUUUCAUCAAGGAUCUCCAAUCAAGUUGUAGAAAACUGCUCAAGGAUGAUCAAUGGAAACAGGAUGUACCUGAGCUCAAUUUCGAGUCUUAUAGCAAAGGGUCUGAAUACUUAUGUAUGUAAGGUAUUUCUGUUUAUUUUCAAACAUUUCUAAACCUGUUUUUGCUUUUGUCAUUAUGGGGUAUUAUGUGUAAAUUAUUUUAUCAAUUAUGGUAUAAGGCUGUAACGUAACAAAAUGUGGAAUAAGUCAAGGGGUCUGAAUACUUUCCGAUUGCACUGUAUACCCAGUCUGCCCUCCUUCCCAGAUUAUUUUAGAGACGGAUGAAAUAUCUAGCACAAUAUGAAAUGUCUCAUAUGAUUAUGUCCAUCGCUUUGGUCCUCCCACUGUGUGCAGUAUAUUUAUAAAUGGAUUGAUGAAUUUAAAAGAAUGUAAGGAUUGAAUGUGUUCUCCCUCUCUCCUCAGUACAUCCUGCCCACCUAUGAGAUGGCAAUGAAGAUGCCAGAGAAGGAGCCCCCUCCCCCCUACAUGCCCGCCUGA